UGCCAAAGUAAGUGAACUUAACCAUGGCCCACAAAAAGAAAAUAGAAUUGUUCAUAAAUGUUAACUGUGAAAGGCAGUUUCAUAACAUACUGAAAAAACAUAGGGAUAGCCUUAUAUGUGCAGAAAUCUACAAUGAAUUAAGCGGAUCGUGUACGGCGCUGGACCACUUGUUUACUAGAAUCAAACUGGACUGGAGUGAUGGCAAAAUGAUACUUCUCAAAGUUCUAGCUGAUGAAAUCGAGACUUUCAAACGAUUUAGAGACAAAUGUGAACCGAUAUAUAUUUUCAUACAUCGAAAUAAAAUAACGAAGCUCCUCCGAGGUGUAAACGCCAUCAAGCUUGCAGACAUUGCCAGGAAAGAACUGGAAUACCACAAGAGAGUCCAAGCGGGGGAAGAGGUAGACAGACAGACAUUUGGCUUGGACGAAGCUACGCCUGAAGAACUGGAAUGGGAGCAAGAGCUUAUAAAAGAGAGGGAGAACGAGAUUAAAGCAUAUGAAGCAAUAAGGUCUGUGCAACACGAUUUACGCAAACGCCGCCGUGCGGAGCUGAUGGUGCCACAUCUUAAGAACCUGAACUUCGUACUUUUCUGGCCUCAGGCCAGGCAUGCGCACUUUGAACUCUACGAGCGGUGGGACUUGAACAAUAUUAUAAUGGUGGGCCGGGAGGAGCUACAACUCGACGAGUACACAGCCAGAGACAUCCUGUAUAACGGCGACGCGCCCAUCAACGAAGCUUCCAUGUACGCCCUGCUGUCGGCCCCCGCUUUGGCCAUAUGUUUCAGAUGUCUGGACGAUGACGUUAAUUUUACUUCUUUAGUCCGCAAAAUCCUCUACGAGUACAUAGAACCGCUGGACCCAGCUAAGUCCAGGAGCGACCAACCUAUCCAAAAGACUGCUUUUAAUCACUACAAAUCCUACAGUCUGACGAGGGAACAGAUAUGGCAGAAGCGACGAGAAGAGAGACAGAGACAGAAGGAAGAAGCGAUAGAAAAGCGCGCUCGACGUUUGUCCGAGAUGCAGCGAUUGGCGCGGCAGGCGAUAGAACAAGUCUUGGAGUCCAGGAGACUCGCUAAAGAACAGGAGAAAUUGCGCUUGUUGAAGAUCGGGGACCUAGAUGGCCUUGAAAAACUGAAAGCGGAGCCUGACAAUGAAGAAGUGGACAUUGAAAUACCAGAGGAGUUACCUGACGACGAGGAAGAUUUGGACACGGAUAUAGUCGAGGAUGAGAACGAGUAUUUUCCUCCACCGGGUUUGCUGAUACCCGGGUUCUACGCGCCGCCCAAUGACAUAGCCAAGGCUAACGGCUUGCAUAUACUAUUUCCUAAACUGGUGUUGGAGCGAGUGGAGCCAGAACCAGAGUUCCUGCCGCCCCACGUGGUCGUUAUGCUGGAAAUUAGGAAGCGGUACAAGGCGAUCGCUGCGCUCACUCCGCGAAGACAAGCUGUCAUACACAUGGGCAUAUUCAAAGCUACGGGACCUUCAGAUGCCGUGCACAUAGCCUACAGCGUGGCGCAAUUUGACGAAAUUAAAGAACAAUUUGAUGAGGACUCUGUAAUGAUAGCCUUCAUGUUAUCAAUAAAGUCGGACUUAGCGCUGUUGGAGCUAAUGGACCUGACCCCGGCCCAUGUGAGCCGAGACGAGCAAGCCGGCGAGGUAGAGGCGAGCCGAUUAUUCCCGGUUUACUACUGCGACCCCAGAGAGUUCGAGGACUUUGAACAGACGGGAAAUUCAUAGAUGUACCUUUUA
This is a messenger RNA of Cydia amplana, 1748 nucleotides long. RefSeq lists its product as uncharacterized. The transcript is spliced from 15 exons. NCBI's taxonomy places the organism in Eukaryota, Metazoa, Arthropoda, Insecta, Lepidoptera, Tortricidae. Bases 24 to 1736 code for a protein of 570 amino acids. The record is from RefSeq and is a predicted model, not a curated record.